AUGGUGUUGGCUCAUAAUGUUCAAAGUAUUAAGAGAACUGAAGAUAUUAAAAUAAAUAACGAAGCAACAUUUGGAACAUUGAUGCUCUCAAAAAAUGUAUUAGAUGGUUUAACAAGUUGUGGAUUUUACAAACCUUCCCCUAUACAACUGUUGGGCAUUCCAUUAGGAAAAUUGGGUUUUGAUCUUAUUUUAGAAGCCAAAUCAGGAACUGGGAAGACUGUAGUUUUUACCACUAUUGCCUUACAAAAACUUAAUCUUGACAGAGGAUUGCAAAUUAUCAUUGUAACCCCAACUCGAGAAAUAGCUGCACAAAUAUGUGAUGUUUUGAAACAGAUUGGGUGCCAUUGUACAAGACUAAACGUGGAAAUGGUCAUAGGUGGUCUGUCUUUUAAGGAGGACUUAGAAAAGUUAAAAAAUAAUGUACAUAUACUAGUUGGAACCCCAGGAAGAAUAAUACAUUUAAUGAAAGAGAAGCAUAUUGUAACAAACGAAAUUAAUCUACUAGUUCUGGAUGAGGCUGAUAAAUUAAUGGAAAAUAGCUUUGAAGAUGAUAUUCUAUAUAUACAUUCUGCUUUGCCAAGAGAAAAGCAAAUAAUUUUAAGUAGUGCUACAUAUCCUGAAAGUAUAGCUAAAGUGGUUAAUAAGAUAAUUAAAAACCCACAUCAUGUAUGUCCUGACACCAGUAAUGUUCUCCUUGGUGUAAGCCAUAGAGUUGCUUUUGUAAAAUAUAAUAGCAACAGUGUACGCCAAACUGAGAUAAGAUUUAAUGAGUUAACGAAAAUUCUAUCAGAGACAGAGUUUAAACAAUGUGUCAUAUUUUGCAAAUAUCAAGCGAGAGUAUCACAAUUGCACAAGCUGCUAAGCAAAGCUAAAUGGCCUGUAGAGCUUGUUUAUGGAAAACAAGAACAAACAACAAGAUUGGAAGCUUUAAAAACAUUACAGGAAUACAAAUGUAGGAUAAUUAUAUCUACAGAUCUAUUAUCAAGAGGCAUUGAUUCAAAAAAUGUUGAUUUAGUUAUAAAUUUUGAACCACCUGAUACAUGUGAAACAUAUUUGCAUAGGAUUGGACGAUCAGGCAGAUAUGGAUCUAUUGGCAUGGCAAUAUCAAUUUUAUGUGAAGGAGAGGAGUCGGUUACUUUUUUUAAACUUCUUGCACCAAUAACACAUACAGUAGAUGUAAAACAUUUUUGGAAUGGUGAGACAUUAAGCAGUAGUAAUAGUAUAACAUCAAAUAGGAAUGAAACUUUUGUAGAGAGUGAAAUAAUUAAUUCCAAUCAUAAUGAAAUAUCAGCGAGGAAUAGUGAUUCUGGUGACAAUUUCUGGACAUCUUUAGUAAGUGAUACAGCUACACAGAAUAUUGAAAGUUUUAGUCAACUUUGCAAUUCAUAUAGCACCAUUACUGAUAAUUCUAGAUUGGAAUCAUUUUCAGAGUUACUUGAUGAUUUCAUUCAAACUGAUGAUAUCUUACACAAAGAGUGUGAAUCCUCAAAAUAUAGACAGUUGGAAUUUAUAAAUUUUAAUUAUAAAGAUGGUUUUGAUGCAAUAAAGAAGUUAAAAGGAAAGUCUGAACCAUCUAAUAGUAUCCCUGAAACCAAGAAUGGGUUUAAAGAUGAAAUAACACCACAAAAUGGAAACCUUGUUAGUAAUAAAAUUAAUAGCAGUUUAGAUAUUUGUAAUGAAACUUAUUUGGAAGGACCACACAAUCAUAGUAAUCCACAAAGAAAUGAACAUGACUUUGAAUUAGAGUUGCCGAAAGCAUUUCAUGAAAGCAAAUUCAAUGGUACAAAGAAAAUUGCUAGAAAGAAGCAUAAAAAAGCAAAUGCUCCUGCUAAUACUAGACAUAAUCUAGUCUCGUUUGACAAUACUGAAUAUAGAGAUGAAGCAUAUAUUCCUGAUGAAAAAAAUAUACCAUCUACACAUGAGGACUUAAGAAACAGUAAUAAUAUUAAGAACAACAGAAAAACUUCUAUCAAUUCUUCAAAGGUAUCCUCAGCAGCUGAUAAAAGUAAAUAUAAAUGUAAAGAAGAAGAAUAUAAUAGAUGGUUCCUUCAACUAAAAUUAAGAAUGAAUCAAAUCGAAACUCUAUUGUAUAUAGAAGAAAUGAGUAAAUAA
Molecule: messenger RNA, 2112 nt
Organism: Pieris macdunnoughi
Lineage: Eukaryota; Metazoa; Arthropoda; Insecta; Lepidoptera; Pieridae
Source: the annotation of a GenBank genome assembly